Molecule: messenger RNA, 1461 nt
Organism: Hemicordylus capensis (graceful crag lizard)
Lineage: Eukaryota; Metazoa; Chordata; Lepidosauria; Squamata; Cordylidae
Gene: ANXA3
Product: annexin A3
Exons: 13
Coding region: 149-1120 (323 amino acids)
Cellular component (GO): cytoplasm
Molecular function (GO): calcium-dependent phospholipid binding; phospholipase inhibitor activity; calcium ion binding
Source: RefSeq, a predicted model, not a curated record
GGGCAGGUGGAGCCAGCUGUGGGCGGGUCUCAACUUUUCGCUGCUUUUCCUCCGGCGCGCCUAUAGAAACUCUGCGCGGCGCCUCCUCUCCUGCUUCGUGUCUGGAUUGCAGUUGCUUCCGGCGGAGUCUUGCUGAAAGAAGAUAAUCAUGGCUUCUGUCUGGGUUGGCACUAGAGGGACGAUACGAGAUUCCCCAGGCUUUAAUGCAUCAAGAGAUGCUGAGGCAAUUCGGAAAGCAAUACGAGGAAUAGGAACAGACGAGAAGACACUGAUCGACAUCCUUACGACGAGAUCAAAUGCUCAGCGACAGCUGAUUGCCAAAGAGUAUAAGGCAGUUGCAGGAAAGGAUCUAAAAGAUGCCUUGAAAGGUGACCUGUCAGGCAAUCUGGAGCGUGUUAUUGUGGCUCUCGUCAUGCCUCCAGCAGUUUUUGAUGCUAAACAACUGAAGAAAUCCAUGAAAGGUACUGGAACGGAUGAGAAAGCGCUGAUUGAAAUCCUUGCCUCUAGGAGCAGCAAACAAAUGAAAGAAGUAGGCCAGGCGUAUUAUACAGUUUAUAAGAAGAGCCUUGGGGAUGACAUCAGCUCCGACACGUCUGGUGACUUCAGAAAAGCCCUCUUAACUCUAGCAGAUAGCAGAAGAGAUGAAAGUCAAAGAGUGGAUGAACAACUUGCUAAGAAGGAUGCGCAGAUCCUGUAUAAUGCGGGGGAGAAGAGAUGGGGGACCGAUGAAGACAAAUUCAUCGAGGUCCUCUGCUUCAGCAGCUUUCCUCAGCUGAAACUAACCUUCGAUGAAUACAGAAACCUCGGCGGAAAGAAAAUAGAAGACAGUCUCAAGAGUGAAUUGUCAGGACACUUUGAGGACCUGCUGCUGGCCAUCGUGAAAUGUGCAACCAACACUCCAGCGUUCUUUGCAGAAAGGCUGCACAGGUCUUUGAAGGGGGCUGGAACCGAUGAGUUCACACUGAACAGAAUCCUGGUGUCCAGGUCAGAAAUUGACCUCUUGGAUAUUCGUGCUGAAUACAAGAAGUUGUAUGGACGAUCCUUGUAUUCUGAUAUUAAAUCUGACACUUCGGGGGAUUAUGAAGCCACUUUGCUCCGGAUUUGCGGGGGAGACGACUGAUGGGAGCGCAAACUUGGGGCAAAGUGCUGAAUUCCGGUGUUUCCUGCCACACUCUGCAGCUCUUACUCGGGAGCUUUUAAAUGUUUAAGCGAGUGUAAAAUUGCCAACACUUCUUUUGAUUGCUUUCUCAUUAGGCUUCUUGUAACAAACAGGUGCUUAUUUUAGUGCAGCCCUCCAGGCUCUCGAUGAUGCUCCUUUCACCACACACUGUGACUCGGAGGAAAAACUGCACAAGAAAUUGUACGGGCCAGAUCUAGCCAGUGAUCCAUUGCUGACGCCUGCGCAGCUGGAACCUGUUUGCAAAUAGUUAAAGGGAUAAAGUGGCGAAUUGUGCGUUUCCA